AUGAAGCUUGCCGUUGGACUCGCUUUGAUCACUGGCGUUCUCAGCGCCCCAACAGCUCCUCUCACUGAUCGCCAGGUCCAUAUCGGAGUCCCUGAGGGUGCAGCAGGCACACACGUUGGCUUUGGUGGCUCUGUCGGUGUUGGAGCCCACGUUGGAGCCGGUGCUGGUGUGGGAGGUGGAAUUGGUAUUCGCGAGGUUUCUGAGUCUGACGACUUUGCCAGCCCUCCUACCCUUGAGACUCGCCAGCUCCACUUCGGGGUCCCGGCGGGUGCAGCAGGUGCAGGAGUUGGCGUUGGAGGUUCUGCGUCUGUUGGAGCCCAUGUUGGAGCCGGAGCCGGAGCCGGAAUUGGUAUCCGUGAAGCAUCUGAAUAG
Aspergillus versicolor CBS 583.65 is the source of this 372-nucleotide messenger RNA. RefSeq lists its product as uncharacterized. Lineage: Eukaryota; Fungi; Ascomycota; Eurotiomycetes; Eurotiales; Aspergillaceae. The transcript has a single exon. The coding region runs from base 1 to 372 and encodes 123 amino acids. The record is from RefSeq and is a predicted model, not a curated record.